AUAAAUACACCUAAUCUGCCAGUCCCUCCCGCAUUGUCACAGAGAAUAUCGGCAGCGUUUCGGAGACUUCAGGAUCUUUUACCCCUUCAACUUGUGCUGUCGGGAUGACUACUGUGCAUCUUCCUCACUUCAGAUCCAGGAAAACCACACCUUUGACCCGUCACCUCCUUCUCCUUCUCCUGCUGCUCAUUGGGUCCGGAGGGGCUCUGGGUGGCGCUGGAGGCAGGAGAAGAGCCGAGGGGAGGACCAGGACCGGCUCCGGGGGUGGGAGCAGGUCUAGCGGACACCGACGGGCCCACGCCGGAGCCGGCAAAGAAACAGGACUCGAGGACGCGGACGCUUUCAGAUCGGCAGCCGGAGAAGGAGUUGGAGGAGGGGAGGCCAGAGCCUGGGCUGAAACCGACACUGCGGCCGACACCGUGGGUGGAUCUAUGACCGCAGUCGGUGGAGGACUGUGGGAGCCCCCCAGCUCCUCUCGCUGCGUCCCCAUCCCCCCCAGCAUGGCCCUGUGCCGGGGCAUCGGCUAUGACACCAUGCGGACGCCCAACCUGCUGGCCCACGAGUCCCCCGGUGAGGCCGUGCAGCAGAGCGCCAGCUGGUUGCCCCUGCUUGCGCGGGAGUGCCACUCCGACGCCCGCUUCUUCCUCUGCUCUCUCUUCGCACCCAUUUGCCUCGACAGGUUUGUAUUCCCCUGCCGAAGUUUGUGCGAGUCUGUGCGGGACAGCUGUGCACCGAUCAUGGCCUGCUACGGUUACCCCUGGCCGAGUAUUCUGCGCUGUGACCAAUUUCCUGCAGACCACCUCAUGUGCAUCUCAUCCAUCACAAACACCAGUGUUGAAGCUGGGGGACGCAGAGUCCCUCAGGCCAGCUGUCGGGAUUGUGAGCUGGAAGUGGCUUCUUCUGCUAAGGAUACCUUGGACACAUUUUGCAGGAAUGACUUUGUGGUUAAACUGCGUUUGAUACGGCUCAAGUUCAGCGCCACAAGUUUGGCCCAGUUCUCCCUGGGCUCAAAGCUGGAGGUUCUGAAGCACGGGCCCCUACUGGGCGGACAGAUCCGCUCCCGCGUCCAACAGUGGCUGGAGAGAGACGCCACGUGCGUCGGGAACAUGUCGCGGCACCAGUCUGGCGGGGGCACCUUCCUGGUGACGGGGACGGUGCACGGGGAACGCUUGGUGGUCACCAAGGCGUUCGCCUGGCUGAAACGCCACAAGAACCUAGUGGCCGCCGUGCGCAAAUGGAAACGUCACCAGUGCAAGAGCUAAGUGGUGUGUUUAAGCUACAGAUGAUAGGGUGAGGAACAGCGGACACCCCCAGGACCUGUAAAUAGGUACGGUCAAAGAUAUCUUGUGGUCAGCUCCGACCACAUCACCACGACGUCACCUCUUUUUUCUGAUCUUGUUAAGCGACGUCAAAAUGUACAAGAUGAAGUCAGUCUGAGACAGGGGGUCUUAGAUAUUACAAAUAUUGGGUGGGAGCUCAUUCAGUGAAUGAGAAAAUUCCAAAGGUUUGCUGAAAAUGUAUGUAUGUGUAUAUAUAUAUACAUAAAUAAAACAUGUUAAUAUAUAUUAUAGGCCAUUGACGUAUUUUGUAAUGUUAACCUUAAUUGUUCAUUCAUUCAAACUAUAUUCUAAGAUCUACGUAUGAUUUAUUUGAUAUUCGUGGGUGAGUAUAUGUUGUAUGUUAUGUUGUGGGUAAGAUGUGGAGACAUUCUAGAAUAAACCAGUAUUUACAAUGUCCUUACCAAAGAGCAGAGGCUUCAGGCUGAGAGUUUUCAUCUCAUGAGUUUUCUCAGGCAUAAGAGACACACGUUGAACAUGGCCAACCUAAACAUGCAGAAAGAAAAACGUCAUUGACAACAUAGUCAUCAGCAUCCUUUUUAAGACUAAUGAUAACAUUGAUGUUAGUGGGCAAUAAUUUAUAGAAACUCCAAAUACACAAACGCUUGGAUGUUCAAACCACUCACUCUUAUUCCUUCAAUGCGGGGGAGACUGUAACUUUGGCGGUAUUUGUUCAUUUCGAGGACUUGGUCCGGGGGGGCAGCAUGGGGCAAGGGGCUUCCAUCCUCGGCGACGGUCUCCGUGGAAGACCCUUCUACACUAGCAAGAUCCCCUGGGCCGUUGUUGUAGUGGACGUAGAGGAGAAGCGCAA
Molecule: messenger RNA, 2148 nt
Organism: Gadus macrocephalus (Pacific cod)
Lineage: Eukaryota; Metazoa; Chordata; Actinopteri; Gadiformes; Gadidae
Product: secreted frizzled-related protein 5
Exons: 4
Coding region: 105-1262 (385 amino acids)
Biological process (GO): negative regulation of canonical Wnt signaling pathway; canonical Wnt signaling pathway; non-canonical Wnt signaling pathway
Molecular function (GO): Wnt-protein binding
Source: RefSeq, a predicted model, not a curated record